AUGCUGAUCGGCGGCCAGGGCGUCGGCCGCCAGGUGCGCAGCGCCUCCAACACCCGGGCCUCGCCCGUCACAACGCCCGCCUCCUGCGACGACGACGUGCUGCUGACGGGCGCGCCGCGCGCCAGCCGCCGGCGCGGCCGCAAGAAGCGUUCCACUCACUACCAGGAGGCCGACAUCCUGGAGCUGCCGGCCAGCUACUGCCGCAGCUCUGUGGCCGACAAGAUCUCGGACUACGAGGACAUUUGGGCGUCGCCACCGCGCGAACUGCAGCCGGAGAGCACGUUCAAGCCCCGCACGGCCGCUCGCUCCAUGAAUGACCUGAGCGACGCCGCUCGCGGCGCUGCCGAGCCGCCGGCCGCCGCCAGCGACCGGACGGCGCUGCGCCUCGAGCUCGAGGCGCGCAACACGGCCCUGAGGCUCUCCGAGUCAACAGAGGAGCAGUCGGAGGCGGCGGCGCCGCCGGCCUUCUCCAAGGAGGAGGAAAGUCGUAUCGUGCAGGCCUACGUGCGGCAGAGUUUGACGCAGAUGGCGGCGCCGGCGGCGACCGCGCCCGAACCCUCCGACUCGCACGCGUCCGACUAUGACAACGUGCGUUCGACGAGCCGCCCGCCGACGACCGCUUUUUUCACCGACUCCGAGUCGUUCGUGCACGUGUGCCAGGAGGCGGCCAUGACGGACGACGACACGGCUGCGUCGGAGGGCACGGCCGCCCGGCUGUACCCGCAGCGGCUGCCGCUGCCACGGGCCCCACAGGAGUCGCUCUACUCUCCUCCUCGGCUGAACUCCCUCCGCCUUCACCGGAGGAGUCAGCAGUCGGGUGGCGCCAUCAAGCAGUACGUGCUGCAGCUGGCGGCCGACAGCGCCAACACCUUCUCGUUGAACGUGCUCAAGUUUCUGCAGUGCACACGGGAGGCGACGGAGACCGAUCCACACGUGGUCAUGAGAAACACGCGCCAGUUUGUCAACGGCAUGAAGAACUACUUGGUGAAGAAUGGCGAGGGUGAUUUUCACCAGAUCGUCAACCAGGAAAGGGACAAGCUGUCGUCCACUGAGUUCCUGAACCUGGACGUGAUCCUGGAGGGUGUGCUGGAGGAGUUGCUGGUGCGACCCUUGUACGACCACAUCAGCCAGCUGGCGGCGGAGGAUGCGCGCCGCAGUGGCGCCGUCCAGCGACUGGCUGAGAACCUUGAGUUCGCUCGCGGCCGCUCGGCGUCCUCGCUGGGGCUGAAGUCGGAGCGUCCGCCGCCGUCCGCCGCCGCACUGGAGAUGAUUCGUCGUUCGGCGGUUGAGAUGCAGGCCGCCAUCAGCCCGCUGGACAAGCUGGAGCACCUGCUGGCGGUGAUAUCAGCGCUGUUCGCCGCCGCCGGCGCCAAAGAUGCCUCCCUGCCGGCCGACGAGUUUUUGCCGCUGCUGAUCUUCACGCUCGCUCACUGCCACGCCACCACCAUAGAGUUUGAGGCCGACUACAUGUGGGGCCUGCUGCACCCUAUGUUGCUAAACGGCGAGGCCGGCUACUACCUGACCAUGCUGUCCUCGGCCGUGCACGUGCUGAAGAACCUGCAGCACUACCUGGAGGACCGGUCGCGCGAGUCCACCAGGAGCCUGUCACACUGUUCUGGCUCGUGCAGCGGCGCUGACUCGGUGGACGGCCUGCUGCGAGUCAUCAUCCCUGACGAGCAGCAGGGCACCAUCAUCAGUCGCACACUGCCGGCGCGGCCCAACACGAGCGCCCGAGACAUCUGCAAGAUGCUCGGCAACAAGCUGCGUAUCACCAGUCCCAUCGAUUACGGUCUCUUCAAACUCAUCAACGGCAACGAGACCCUGCUCGGCGACCAGGAGUGUCCGCAGCUGCUCAAGCAGGAGCUGACCGCCAGCGGAACGCACUGUAUGCUCGCCUACAAACGGCUCGAGGCCAAGAUCGCCUGGCCCACGGCGCAGCUCUGAGUGACGUCACGAUGGUGGCCCGCGGCGGCGUCACGGCUCCGCGCGGCCUGGAGUGGCGUCACUGUGCGUCCGAGGCGCGCCCUCGUGUGUGUGUGCGUAUCGUCAGUGGUUCUUUUUGUACUCAGUUUUACACUUGGCGUGCGUCAGCGGCGCUCUCGUGACUAGAUUUGGUCUGCGCCGGUGUAGCGCUCCGUCUCGCAGUGGACAGCGCCAGUACGGCGCUCGCUCGGAGUGGGGGGGGGGGGGGGGGAGGGCAGCUCGAGGCCUGAGGUCUGGCAGCGCCGCGGCCGAUAUCCAGCGCCACUGGCACGCGGUGGAUGAGGAGUGACGAUGCCGUCAGCCGACCUGGCUGAGCCCAGAGAGCCAUGUGCAAUGAGUGGGUCUGUCUGCGUGUGUGGGCGCGUCGUGAAAUUUGGAAUAAUCUAGUCAGUUAGCUACCAUGGAUCGUUUUCUACUUUGUUAACUGUAAUACAUUUCUGU
Pollicipes pollicipes is the source of this 2424-nucleotide messenger RNA. RefSeq names its product protein sprint. Gene Ontology annotation, molecular function: guanyl-nucleotide exchange factor activity; small GTPase binding. The record is from RefSeq and is a predicted model, not a curated record. NCBI's taxonomy places the organism in Eukaryota, Metazoa, Arthropoda, Thecostraca, Pollicipedomorpha, Pollicipedidae. The transcript has 10 exons. Gene Ontology annotation, cellular component: cytosol; endocytic vesicle. Gene Ontology annotation, biological process: vesicle-mediated transport; signal transduction. Bases 1 to 1944 code for a protein of 647 amino acids.